Messenger RNA from Merops nubicus (carmine bee-eater), 2180 nucleotides. RefSeq names its product solute carrier family 30 (zinc transporter), member 9 (gene SLC30A9). The transcript has 17 exons. Gene Ontology annotation, biological process: positive regulation of transcription by RNA polymerase II; transmembrane transport; zinc ion transport. NCBI's taxonomy places the organism in Eukaryota, Metazoa, Chordata, Aves, Coraciiformes, Meropidae. Gene Ontology annotation, cellular component: membrane; nucleus. The coding region runs from base 74 to 1672 and encodes 532 amino acids. Gene Ontology annotation, molecular function: monoatomic cation transmembrane transporter activity. The record is from RefSeq and is a predicted model, not a curated record.
ACUUUUUCCUUCCAGAAUGGUUACCUGAAACUUUUUUUUUCCUUUUUUCUUCCCAUUAGGAUGGCAAGCUUCAAUGAAAAGUAUGAGUCUGCCUUACAUUCUACCGUGCAGUCGUCUGCCUGUGCAGUUGAUGAGUCAAGUGAGAGUUUAUACCUCCAAUGGUCAGAAAAAAGAUCUUGGGUCAGAAGAUAAAAGUGGAUCAACCCCUGAAGAAUCCCUGCAUAAAGCUGGAACAGGACAAGAUACAACCAAUGUAGGUCAAAAGCAGUCUUUCCUUAAAGAACCAAUCCAAGUAAAAGUGAAAGCAGUCCUUAAAAAACGAGAGUAUGGACCAAAAUACACACAGAAUAACUUCAUCACUGGAGUCAGAGCAAUGAAUGAGUUUUGUCUUAAAUCCAGUGAUUUAGACCAGCUGAGGAAGAUUAAACGACGAAGCCCCCAUGAUGACACCGAGACUUUCACUGUGUACCUGAGAUCGGACGUAGAGGCGAAGUCUCUUGAAGUUUGGGGUAGUCCAGAAGCUCUUGCUAGAGAGAGAAAACGACGUAAAGAAGCAGAGAUCAAAUACAGAGAAAAUCUGUUUAGAAACCAAAGACUUUUGAAGGAAUACAGGGAGUUCUUUGGAAAUACAAAGCCACGCUCCAGUGCAGCAGCUAUGUUUUUCAAGGGACCAGGGAAGGUGGUAAUGGUAGCUAUUUGCAUAAAUGGGUUGAAUUUUUUCUUCAAGCUACUUGCUUGGGUUUACACAGGGUCUGCAAGUAUGUUUUCAGAAGCCAUUCAUUCUUUAGCAGACACAUGUAACCAGGCAUUACUAGCUUUGGGCAUCAGUCAAUCUGCAAGGACACCAGACCCUAGUCAUCCGUAUGGUUUCACGAACAUGCGCUACAUUGCCUCCCUGAUUAGUGGGGUGGGCAUCUUCAUGAUGGGUGCAGGACUUUCUUGGUAUCAUGGGGUCAUAGGUUUACUACACCCUCAUCCUAUAGAAUCUCUUCUCUGGGCAUACUGCAUUUUAGCAGGGUCCUUGGUUUCUGAAGGAGCUACCCUUCUCGUUGCUAUAAAUGAAAUUCGCAGGAGUGCUCGAGCCAAGGGGCUGUCAUUUUAUCAAUAUGUUGUGCAGAGUCGUGAUCCUAGUACAAAUGUGGUGUUGCUGGAGGAUGCUGCAGCAGUUCUAAGUGUGGCUGUAGCCGCUACUUGUAUGGGUCUGACUUCUUUAACAGGAAACCCUUAUUAUGACAGUGUGGGGUCUCUAGGUGUUGGAACUUUGUUAGGAACCGUGUCAGCAUUUCUCAUCUACACUAACACUGAAGCCCUGCUGGGACGAUCCAUUCAACCUGAACAACUGCAGCGACUCACUGAGUUACUGGAAAGUGAUCCUGUAGUAAGAGCAAUUCAUGAUGUUAAAGCCACAGACAUGGGAAUGAGCAAAGUGAGAUUCAAGGCAGAAGUAGACUUUGAUGGUCGGGUUGUUACUCGUUCUUACCUGGAAAAACAAGACAUUGAACAGCUCCUACAAGAAAUUCAGCAAGUGAAAACCCUUGAAGAAUUAGAAGCUUUCAUGCUUAAGCAUGGUGAGAAUAUCAUUGACACACUGGGAGCUGAAGUAGACAGACUUGAGAAGGACCUAAAGCAACGAAACCCUGAUGUGCGUCAUGUGGAUUUGGAGAUACUAUAGACUUGGCAGGAGAAACCUUCAGGUUGCUACCGUUUUGGAAACAAGUCAUGUAAAGGGCUGAAAAGCUUCUGAAAUUGCAGUGACCUCAGCACCAUACCUCAGUUACUUUUGCUGUAGGCUUCAUGGACUGUUGGCAUGGCGUCUGUUUCUGGGAGAGCACUAGACUGACAGACAAAAAGUUUCCAUGGCAAAAUCAAUUUUAAAAAGCUACUUGACUUAAAUUCCACAGGAGAACCUGUCAGAGUAUAUUUACUGCAAUUCAGAACUUAAGACUGGAGGUUUAGUUAGGCAAAUACAGCUACCUGAAAAUAUACAACACACUUAGUUUUUCCGUUUGUGUUCCUUUGCAGUCAGUUUGCACUUGUUUAGUUUCUUUCAAGAUAUCAUUAAAGGUUCUUGGGAGAUAUUAAGAUUAGCUAGGAAGAGUUUGUUCCAGUGGAACCUGCCAACCUUGAACUAAUUGUAAUAUUUGAACUGUGUGAUUGUUUCACAGUUUUUCUUUUCUAUG